This is a messenger RNA of Poecilia reticulata (guppy), 1120 nucleotides long. Lineage: Eukaryota; Metazoa; Chordata; Actinopteri; Cyprinodontiformes; Poeciliidae. The record is from RefSeq and is a predicted model, not a curated record.
CCACUCGCUGCUCGGAGCGCCCCGCUGCUGCAGCGUCUGGAGCGCUCAAUGUCCUCCGUCUCUAUCCCGCCGCCCGAAUGCAUGCUGCGACCGCUAGAAGUGCCUGUGCGUUACCUGUUCGGUCCGGGGCCUUCAAACGUUCCUCCACGUGUCUUAGCAGCAGGAGGCAAGCCUAUAAUUGGUCACCUGCAUCCAGAAAUGUAUGAGAUCAUGAACGAUAUCAAAAAGGGCAUCCAGUACGCCUUUCAGACAGAGAACAACAUGACCAUAUCAAUGAGCGGCUCCGGACACGCAGCCAUGGAGUGCGCCGUGUUCAACAUUGUGGAGCCAGGGGAGAGCGUCCUCAUUGCCGUCAACGGGAUUUGGGGAGAGCGCGUAUCUGAAAUUGCGGAAAGAAUGGGUGCCAAUGUACACAGACUGGUAAAGGCGCCUGGAGGAUGUUACACCAAUAAGGAAAUCGAACAGGCCAUAGAAAAACACAAGCCGGUCUUGUUUUUUCUUGCRCACGGAGAGUCCUCUGCUGGCCUCUGCCACCCAGUGGAUGGAUUUGGAGACAUUUGCAGAAAACACAAUUGCAUCUUCCUAGUUGAUAGUGUGGCCUCACUUGGAGCAGCUCCAAUUUUUAUGGACAAACAAAAAAUUGACAUCCUGUACACUGGUUCUCAGAAGGCUCUUAAUGCACCUCCYGGCACAGCACCCAUCUCUUUUAAUGAUAGAGCAUGUAACAAGAUGUUUAACAGGAAAACCAAGCCAGUAUCGUAUGUCUUYGACAUGACACAUUUGUCCGACUACUGGGGUUGUAAUGGCAGUCCAACAAGAGGAUAUCACCACACUGGUCCUGUUUCUGGAUUCUUUGCACUGAGAGAGAGUCUGGCAAUUCUUGCUGAAAGGGGGUUGGAAGAGUCCUGGAGGAAACACAAAGAGGUUGCAGCCUACUUAUACAAAGGACUAGAAGACCUAGGUCUCAAGCUUUUCAUCCCUGACAAAGAGUUGAGGCUUCCUUCUGUUACCACCAUAUCCAUCCCCGAAGGCUAUGAGUGGAGAGAGAUGCUCACCUACAUUAUGAAGAAUCACCAGAUGGAGAUGACAGGAGGACUGGGUCCAUCCGUCGGCAUGGUUG